This is a messenger RNA of Oreochromis niloticus (Nile tilapia), 953 nucleotides long. RefSeq names its product ribosomal protein S3 (gene rps3). Lineage: Eukaryota; Metazoa; Chordata; Actinopteri; Cichliformes; Cichlidae. Gene Ontology annotation, biological process: positive regulation of apoptotic signaling pathway; translation. The record is from RefSeq and is a predicted model, not a curated record. The transcript has 7 exons. Bases 32 to 865 code for a protein of 277 amino acids. Gene Ontology annotation, cellular component: cytosolic small ribosomal subunit; nucleus. Gene Ontology annotation, molecular function: structural constituent of ribosome; RNA binding.
CAUCUGCUCAAAGAACUACAUUUCCCUGAGCAUGCCAGGGACGGACCGUCACCGGAAGCCAGCCUUUAGCUAUAAAUCCAUUUCCGCAUCCUGUGCGGGUCCUUUCCUGUCUACGGCCCAUUGGAAGAUGGCGGUGCAAAUCUCCAAGAAGAGGAAGUUCGUCGCAGACGGUAUCUUCAAGGCCGAGCUGAAUGAGUUCCUGACUCGUGAGCUUGCUGAGGAUGGUUACUCCGGUGUGGAGGUGCGCGUGACUCCAACCAGGACUGAGAUCAUCAUCCUGGCCACAAGGACCCAGAAUGUUCUUGGAGAGAAGGGUCGUCGGAUCAGAGAGCUGACCGCUGUGGUCCAGAAGAGGUUUGGCUUCCCCGAGGGCAGCGUGGAGCUGUAUGCUGAGAAAGUUGCCACUCGUGGUCUGUGUGCCAUCGCUCAGGCUGAGUCUCUGCGCUACAAACUGCUGGGAGGCCUGGCUGUGCGUAGAGCUUGCUAUGGUGUUCUGAGGUUCAUCAUGGAGAGUGGCGCCAAGGGCUGCGAAGUCGUCGUGUCCGGCAAGCUGAGGGGUCAGAGGGCCAAGUCCAUGAAGUUUGUGGACGGUCUGAUGAUCCACAGCGGAGACCCCGUCAACUACUACGUCGACACAGCCGUCCGCCACGUCCUGCUGAGGCAGGGUGUGCUGGGCAUCAAGGUGAAGAUCAUGCUGCCCUGGGACCCCAGCGGUAAGAUCGGCCCCAAGAAGCCCCUGCCCGACCAUGUCAGCAUUGUGGAGCCCAAGGAGGAGACCCUGCCCACCACACCAAUGUCUGAGCAGAAGGGGGCCAAGCCAGAGGUGCCCGCCAUGCCCCAGGGAGCACCUGUACCCACCGCAUAAGAGGGUUUUCAAUCGUCACACCAGAUGGAAGCAAGGCCCUUUGAUUUUUGUGUACAAAAACAAUAAAAUUUGGAAAAUACACUUAAAA